This is a messenger RNA of Anisakis simplex (herring worm), 411 nucleotides long. The record is from the annotation of a GenBank genome assembly. Lineage: Eukaryota; Metazoa; Nematoda; Chromadorea; Rhabditida; Anisakidae.
AUGACAGAUAUUGUGAUUCGAAAACUGCGAAGUCCGAUUAAGAAAGAGUCGCCGAUUGAGAGUGUCGACUUCUGUAAAUAUGGUGAAUUGAUUAAACUUGAGAAGAUGCUGAGUGGCGAUGUGUGCGAUAUGAUUAAAGUUGCGAGUAUUCGAAAUAAGCAGCCAUGGGAACCGCGAAUGUUGUUCGAGAAGACACUAGCGUGGGAUGUGAUCGAUUCGGACGGAUGGGGAUCCAGUUCGGUGGUGAUAUCGACCGAAGAUACAGGGGUGAUCUUCCUGUCAGCUGGCUUAUCAGUGCCCAUAUUCGAAGCGGGCACUAGGAUCAAUCAAUUGGCCAUCAGAGAACCUUUCGGUCUGUUCUUUGCGAGGACAGAUCGAGGUACAGGAAUAUUUCAUUCGUUCAACACGUAA